CCUCCAACUCGUCCAUCCAUCACCAAGAGCAGUGGGAAACUAAGUGAAUAACUAUGGCUUCCAUGUCUACCAUUCUUCCAUUGUGCCUUGGCCUCCUUCUCUUCUUCCAAGUGUCCAUGGCACAAUUUUCAUUUGGGGGAAGCCCACUUCAGAGCCCACGUGGAUUUAGGGGAGACCAAGAUAGUCGUCAUCAAUGUCGUUUUGAGCACCUCACCGCCCUUGAGGCAACACACCAGCAGAGAUCUGAAGCUGGAUUCACUGAGUACUACAACAUUGAGGCAAGAAAUGAGUUCCGUUGUGCCGGAGUGAGCGUGAGGCGCUUAGUCGUCGAGAGCAAGGGCUUAGUUUUACCAAUGUAUGCUAAUGCUCACAAGCUUGUCUACAUCGUCCAAGGUCGGGGAGUGUUUGGGAUGGCACUGCCUGGUUGUCCAGAGACGUUCCAGUCAGUUAGGUCUCCCUUUGAGCAAGAGGUGGCAACAGCUGGUGAGGCUCAAUCAUCAAUCCAAAAAAUGAGAGACGAGCACCAGCAACUUCACCAAUUCCACCAAGGUGAUGUAAUCGCAGUGCCAGCUGGAGUAGCCCACUGGCUAUAUAACAAUGGUGAUUCUCCUGUGGUUGCUUUCACUGUCAUCGACACCAGCAACAAUGCCAACCAGCUCGAUCCUAAAAGAAGGGAGUUUUUCUUGGCUGGAAAGCCUAGAAGUAGCUGGCAGCAGCAAUCGUACUCAUACCAGACAGAACAACUGAGCAGAAAUCAGAACAUCUUUGCUGGGUUCAGCCCAGAUUUACUUUCUGAAGCCCUGAGUGUGAGCAAGCAAACUGUGUUGAGGCUCCAAGGCCUGAGUGACCCAAGAGGUGCCAUCAUUAGAGUUGAAAAUGGGCUCCAGGCACUGCAGCCCUCUCUCCAAGUUGAGCCAGUGAAAGAGGAACAAACCCAAGCUUACUUGCCAACCAAGCAGCUACAGCCCACCUGGUUGCGAAGUGGUGGAGCUUGCGGCCAGCAAAAUGUCCUAGAUGAAAUUAUGUGUGCAUUUAAGUUGAGGAAGAACAUAGACAACCCACAAUCCAGUGACAUAUUUAACCCCCAUGGUGGAAGGAUCACAAGGGCCAAUAGCCAGAAUUUCCCAAUACUCAAUAUCAUCCAGAUGAGUGCCACCAGAAUCGUUCUCCAAAAUAAUGCCUUGCUUACUCCUCAUUGGACGGUAAACGCACACACGGUGAUGUACGUGACCGCUGGCCAAGGGCACAUCCAGGUGGUGGAUCACCGUGGUAGGAGUGUCUUUGAUGGUGAGCUUCACCAACAGCAGAUCUUGUUGAUCCCACAGAACUUUGCAGUGGUGGUGAAGGCUCGACGUGAAGGAUUUGCAUGGGUAUCCUUCAAGACCAAUCACAAUGCUGUCGACAGUCAGAUCGCAGGGAAGGCCUCCAUUCUUCGUGCUCUACCCGUUGACGUGGUCGCCAAUGCUUAUAGGCUUUCAAGGGAGGACUCUAGGCAUGUAAAGUUCAACCGCGGCGAUGAGAUGGCUGUCUUUGCUCCGAGGCGUGGGCCGCAACAGUAUGCUGAGUGGCAGAUCAACGAGAAGUAAACUAAAUGUGUAACGAUCUUACUGUAAUGAAUAAUGUGAAGAAGAUUGCCUACACCUCUUUUUCCAUAAAAAUAUCAAUAAGCAAUUACUAAGAACAUGAUAAUACUCUCAA
Oryza sativa Japonica Group (Japanese rice) is the source of this 1698-nucleotide messenger RNA. Its product is annotated as cocosin 1. Gene Ontology annotation, molecular function: nutrient reservoir activity. The record is from RefSeq and is a predicted model, not a curated record. NCBI's taxonomy places the organism in Eukaryota, Viridiplantae, Streptophyta, Magnoliopsida, Poales, Poaceae.